Epinephelus moara (kelp grouper) is the source of this 5270-nucleotide messenger RNA. RefSeq names its product phosphatidylinositol-4,5-bisphosphate 3-kinase, catalytic subunit beta (gene pik3cb). The transcript has 24 exons. Gene Ontology annotation, biological process: phosphatidylinositol 3-kinase/protein kinase B signal transduction; cell migration; phosphatidylinositol-3-phosphate biosynthetic process. Gene Ontology annotation, cellular component: plasma membrane; cytoplasm; phosphatidylinositol 3-kinase complex. Lineage: Eukaryota; Metazoa; Chordata; Actinopteri; Perciformes; Serranidae. The record is from RefSeq and is a predicted model, not a curated record. The coding region runs from base 361 to 3600 and encodes 1079 amino acids. Gene Ontology annotation, molecular function: 1-phosphatidylinositol-4-phosphate 3-kinase activity; 1-phosphatidylinositol-3-kinase activity.
AAAAGCAGUGGUGGUGACAAACCUUCUGAAACAAACAGGAAGCGAGACCGCGCUCCUGUGUCCACCUGCGAGCUCUGCGCUCUGCGUCCACAAACAGCCGGGGCCGUGGCUCGUGUAGCACACACACUUUCUAUACCUGAAGCUACUCUGAUCUGAAGAUCUACCAGAUGUAUUAACUUUCAGCUGUUGGGUCGGCUGGCACAUUUUUAUUUUCAACGACCUCACACCUAAAAGUGACUAAAGAUGCAGUGUCCCAGUCGCUAUCCAGACACCCCCAGCGAGGAGCAGAGGCACAGGAAAUAAGAGACUUUAGGCAACAGCAGGUCCUUAUGGUUGAGGUGGCGUGUGGUGCCCCUUGCCAUGCCUCCUGCCAUGACAGACCUCCUGGACAUAUGGGCGGCCCACUCGCCCCUGGCCGGCCACGCUCUGGACCAGAUCACUGUGGACUUUCUGCUGCCCACUGGUAUCUACAUCCAGAUGGACGUUCCACGCGAGGCCACCAUUCAGCACAUCAAACUGCUCUUAUGGAAGCAGGCUCAGUCGUUCCCACUGUUUCCCUCCCUGGGCGAGAUGGAGAGCCACAUGUUCGAGUGUGUCAACCAGGCAGCGGUGCACGAAGAACUGGAGGAUGAAACCCGCAGGCUGUGCGACGUUCGCCCUUUCCUGCCGGUCCUCAAGCUGGUGACGCGCAACUGCGGCCGAGCAGAGCGCCUGCUGGACUCUAAAAUCGGCGUGCUCAUUGGCAAGGGUCUCCAUGAACUCGAUGCCAUAAAUGACCAGGAGGUGAAGGACUUUCGCGGCAAGAUGUUUCGUCUCAGUGAAGAGAGGAUGCAGCGAGUCCAGAUGAUGACGUGCACAGAGUGGCUGCAGGCCUGCUUCUCCCCACAGCUGGAGCCCGCUGCAGGGACGGCCAUCACCGAUGGGGUCAACGACCGGCCGGCCGAUCUGAAAGUCAUCAUCCACUUCGACCAGUCCCAGGACUCAGCCAGUCUGAAGGUGCCAUCAUCCUGCACCCCCUCUGAGCUGAUGGAGCUGGCUUUAAAGAAGUGGCUGACCACCCAUGGGCCUGAGGAGGAGGCAUGGCGGGGUCAGUACAUCCUGAGGGUCAGUCACUGUCUGGAGUUUCUCUGCGGGGACCAGCCCCUGAUUCAGUACAAGUACAUCCGCACGUGCAUGCAAUCCAAGGAGCCUCCGCACCUCACCCUGGUCCACACCAGCACCGUCAAGAGCUUGUUUGACAAGGAGAUCUCGACCAUCGGAGCUGUGGUUUCCCGCAAGUCCUCCAACCCACCUUUACCACUACCUCCCAAGAGAAGGGUUCCCACGCAAGUACAGACGUGUGUGUGGGACGUGUCUAUCCCGUUUAAGAUAGUCCUGGUGAAUGGCAGCAAGGUGAACGCAGAGGAGACUGCCAAGGUCCAGGUGAGGGCCGGACUCUUCCACGGCACGGAGCUCCUGUGCAAGCCAGCGGUGAGCAGCGAAAGUUGCGGACGCUCAGACCACACGUGGAAGGACAGCACGCUGGAGUUUGACAUCUCCGUCUGCGACCUGCCGCGCAUGACCCGCCUCUGCUUUGCCAUCUACGCCGUCAUGGAUAAGGUCAAGAAGCAGAAGUCCACCAAAAAUGCUCACAUAAACAAGUACCAGACCAUCCGCAAAGCAGGGAAAGUGCACUACCCUAUAGCUUGGGUCAACACCAUGGUGUUUGACUACAAAGGCCAGCUGAAGACCGGAGACAUCAUCCUGCACUGCUGGUCUUCCUUUCCUGAUGAACUUGAAGAGAUGCUGAACCCCAUAGGAACCAUUCAGACCAACCCCUACACUGAGAACGCUACAGCGCUGCACAUCCACUUCCCAGACUACUCGUCACACCCGAUCAUCUUCCCUCCCUUUGACAAGAUACUGGAAAAAGCUGCAGAGAUCGCCAGAGCAAGUGACUGUGCACCCAUGGGUCGUGGGGGUAAAAAGUUCCACAUAGAGCUGAAGGAGAUCAUGGAGCGUGACCCACUGUCUCAGCUGUGUGAAAACGAGAAGGAUUUGAUCUGGACACUACGCUACGACUGCAGAGAGAAUUUCCCUCAGUCGCUGCCCAAGCUGCUACUCUCCGUCAAGUGGAGCAAACAUGAGGACAUGGCCCAGCUCCAGGCACUGCUUCAAAUUUGGCCCAAACUGAGUCCCAGAGAUGCUCUGGAGCUUCUGGACUUCAACUACCCUGACCAGUAUGUCAGAGAAUAUGCUGUGGGCUGUCUGCGUGAUAUGAGUGAUGAGGAGCUGUCUCAGUACUUGCUUCAGUUGGUGCAAGUGUUGCGUUAUGAACCCUACUACGACUGCGCCCUCACCCACUUCCUGCUGGAGCGUGCCCAGGGGAACCGCAAGAUAGGACACUUCCUCUUCUGGCACCUACGGUCAGAGAUCCAUAUGCCGGCUGUCUCAGUCCAGUUCGCCCUCAUCCUGGAGGCCUACUGUAGAGGCAGCAUCCCUCAUAUUGAGGUGCUAAAGAAACAGGUGGAGGCCCUGAGUAAGCUAAAGUCAGUGAACGAGCUAAUCAAGCUGGGAACCAUCAAGAACGCUCGGAGUAAGACCAAGGAGGCGAUGCUGACCAAGGAGGCCAUGAUGACCUGCCUGAGGCAGAGUGGCUACUCAGAGACUUUGUCGGACCUGCACUCCCCUCUGAACCCCAGUGUCCUGCUGUCGGGCAUCAAUGUGGAGAAGUGUCGGUACAUGGACUCUAAGAUGAAGCCACUCUGGAUUGUUUACAACAACAAGCUGCUGGGGGGAGACACCCGGGGGAUCAUCUUCAAGAAUGGAGACGACCUAAGGCAGGACAUGUUGACCCUGCAGAUUCUGAGGUUAAUGGAUCUGCUAUGGAAGGAGGCUAGUCUGGACCUCAGAAUCGUACCAUAUGGUUGCCUAGCUACAGGGGACCGGUCAGGGUUGAUCGAGGUGGUCUCAUCAGCAGACACGAUUGCCAACAUCCAGCUGACCAGCAGCAAUGUAGCAGCAGCUGCCGCCUUCAACAAGGAUGCUUUGCUCAACUGGCUCAAAGAGAGGAACACUGGCGAUGCUCUUGAUCGGGCCAUCGAGGAGUUCACUCUGUCAUGUGCAGGCUACUGUGUAGCCACCUACGUUCUGGGCAUUGGAGACCGCCACAGUGACAACAUCAUGGUCCGCAGCACCGGACAGCUCUUCCACAUAGACUUCGGUCACAUCCUGGGCAACUUCAAGUCCAAGUUUGGCAUCAAGAGGGAGCGCGUACCAUUUAUCCUCACACACGACUUCAUCCACGUCAUACAGCAGGGCAAGACGGGAUACACAGAGAAGUUCGGCAGUUUCCGUCAGUACUGUGAGGAAGCCUAUCUAAUCUUGAGGAAGAAUGGAAACCUCUUCAUCACACUGUUUGCCCUCAUGCUGACCGCUGGACUGCCUGAGCUCACCUCCGUCAAAGACAUCCAGUACUUAAAGGACUCUCUGGCUCUGGGUAAGACAGACGACGAGGCGCUGAAGCAGUUCCGCCAGAAGUUCGACGAGGCCCUGAGAGAGAGCUGGACAACCAAAGUCAACUGGAUGGCCCACAAUGUGGCCAAAGACAACCGCUCGUAGAGCAGCAGAGAUCCCUCAAAGGCCGGGGGUCAGGGGCCAAGAGGACACAGUGAAGGAGUGUGUGAAUGUGCAGGAGGGGAAGGGUGUGCCACGGAGACGGGGUGACAGCCACCCUGACUUAAAGAAGGGAAUCUAGCAGAAUAUCCCAAACGUGAGCAGAUUCAUCCACACAUACUGGACACAGAGGAAACCUGCUCUCCGAAACAGUUCAGCUACCCUGCACCCUUACAUACUCUGUAUCCCUCCUCGCCUCGCAUCACUCUGGCACGGUGCCUCCUGAAAAUCCAAAUGACAUUUCUGUGGAGUCAUGGUGGGGAAAGUCGUUGCAAGUUUUGCACAGGCACAGCAACAGCUGAUGGAGCACACAGCCAAAGGAAGGGAACUGAAGCACCCACUCUGCCCACACUAAAAAUGAACUGUCCCUGUGGAGUGGGCUGACGACAAGAAAAAAGAAUUCUGGUGCGGAUGAAUUUUCUCAGACGGACUUGAAACAUGGUGUGUAUGGACUCUGAUGGGGGCGCAUGGUUUGACCACGCCCCAGAACUGCUUUAAGUACAGUGGAGAUAACAGAUGGGUGUGGAAAGGGCGGAAUCAAGAAAGACGUCUGACCCCCAUGUCUUAAAACAAUGUGCACAGCGCCCACAGGAAGUGCAUCUUAACACUCUCCCUCCUGCUGCCUCAAAGUGUGCCUCAAAACUGCGGGAAGAUUGUAUUUUUUAUGAGUUUUCUUUUGCCAUUUAAGAGUUUAUCAUGAGACAUCUAUGUGCCAGACUACUUUACUAGUCCACAGAGAAAACUUGUGUUCGGGAAAUAAUAAUAAAAAUAGAAGGGGUGAUUAGAAAAGGAUGCCCUGAGCCUGUUGGUCCACUGUUUGAAUCUCAGCAAAUUCGGACCUUUGAACACUGGAAUGUUGUCAAAGAGACGUAUAUGAGAACUUUCAGAUAGUCUUUUAAUGAACUAAACACUUUAUUUUUUAAUUUCUUUUAUUUUGAAAUGACAAUGUGCAUUGUUUUUUCUGAAUAAUUUCAAAUCAAGAGCAUUAUUGGACAAAGUGUUAUCACCUGUGAGUCAUCACUAGCCAACUUGUCUUGAAGUCUAAAAGGAUGUGAGCUCUUUAAAGCGCCAUCCCGCUCAUGCUAGCAACCAUGACGAAUAAAAACUCACUGAGGAAUAACUGAUGCUUUUAACACGUUAGGACCAAAAGAAAAAGUUCAGUAAUGUCAUUGUUCAUAUUGUUUUUAAUUAUCUGUGUCUGAAUUGAAUGUGAAAAUAUGUGCCGCUCUCUUUUUAAGUGUAUUUGUUUUUAUACGAGCAGGUGUGGGCGGAGUUUGGGGCCGGUGCGGGCGGGGUCUAUCAGUAGGGACAUUACACUGCGAUGCAAAGCUACUUCCUCGUUUCGACAUACGGUGCUCCUCAGCAUCUGCAUCUGUGUUUGAUUUUUCGUGCAAUAUCCGAGUAUAUGAACCAUAUCUUAUUAUGUAAAACCUUGGGCCCAGGCCUAAGCCUAUAAUGGUUUUUUCUCUGUUGGUUUAUGUGUGAUGCAGCUGUAUUUCGCACCACUAGCCUUCAUAAGUCUCAGACACUGGAUAUUGUCAAAUGUACAGGCUUUUAUUGUUUUGCUGGUUUUUGUUUUCAUAGGAGUUUUAUUAAAGUUAUUUUCCAACGCGCUG